AUGGCCGCACAGCAGCCUGGGGCCGGUGGCGCGCACAGCAACGGCUUCUCCCUCUUUCCCAACCCCAACAUCUCGAGACCGCCGCCACCGCCCGUCAUCCGGUUACACCCCAACCCCCGGCCGAAGCGCUCCGCGUCGUCGCGGGAGCGCGCGGCCCGGCACGACGACGACCACUCCCAGCAACAGCACCAGUCGAGGUUAUAUACGCCGCCCGACCAGUGUUCUGACUCGGACUCGCCGCCACCGCCAUCAUCGCCUCCGCAACAGCAGCAGCCAGACAUGUCGCCGCAACAAAGGGCCCCUCUGCAGUUUGACCCCGUCGUCGCCGAGACGCCCGGGCGCCGCAGCUCCAUUGCUAAGCCGCCUCUGGACGACGGCAGUGGCGGCGGCCCGUCAGGGUCCUCCUCCAGCCGCCGGGGGCCACCGCCGGCGCCGCUUCGCUCCAUCUUCCCCACGUACAACCCGGAGCUGCCGCUGGACCAGCAAGCGUACGGGCCGACACAGAUGAGCCCGUCCCACAUUCCCCGCGCCGUCAUCAGUCGGCAGAGCUACUACGACCCGGACGCCAUGAGCACCACCACCAUUGGCCAGGCCUACACGACAGAGCCGGUGCCGCCGCUCCCUGUACAGCAGUCGCCGCCGCCACCGCAACAGCAGCAAGACAACAUGGCGGCGUUUUCGGCCGUGCCUCGCGGACCAACCCGCCCGAACAACACGCGCAGCAGCCCGCCCGUCAUCCCCAAGACGAGCACCACGGAGCAGCUCAAGACGUUUUGGAAAGCGGCCAACGGCUGGAAGGCAGCGCCGUCCGAGGGCCGCGUCUUUUGCCUGGCGCUGUCACAGCGCCGCGACGCGCCCGUCUACACGCUCUCCUCGGCCUCGCAGCCGCUGUACACGCUGCGUCUCGACCCGACCUCUGCCUCGGCCCUGGUCACGCUCUCCCGGCACGACCCGGGCAAGACGCACAAGGCGGGCAAGAAGCCGGAGCGGCGGUCAUCUUCCGCCGCCAGCAGCCCGGACACGGCACCGGAGCCCGCGUCGUCGUCGUCCAAGCACUGGCAGCAGGUGCUCCGCACGACGCUGGAGGAGGAGGCCCGGCGGCACGCGCCGGGCGACGGCCUGGUGGCGCUGCUGAUGCCGGACCCGGCGACCAAGAUGGCGGUGGAGCGGGCGGGGGAGCCGGCGCUCGUGGCCAUGGCGGAGCGCGAGUGCGCGCGGCUCGUGUGGGACGACGACAGCGCGCGGCACUACCUGGUGCACCCGGCGCUCGCGGCGCCGUUUUGCGUCACCGUCGACCGGUGCCCCGCGUGGUCGCGCGUCGCGUACACGCUCGAGCACCACGAGUCGCCGCGGCCGCUGGCCAAGCUGACGCGCGACGGCGGCGCCGGCGCCGGCUGGCUCGAGGUCGACACAGCCGUGGCCGCGCACAUUGAGGCGUACUACGUCAUCGACGUCGCCGUCGCCGCGCUGCUGCUGGUCGCGGCCGCGGACGAGCGCACGGCGGCGGCGCCGCCGCGAGAGACGUUUGAGCCGCCGCCCGUCGUGCCACCCGCCGCCGCCGCCGUACGCAGUGAGAGUCGUGGCAGCGGCCGCUUUAGCCGCCUGAGCAGCAGUCGCAACGACGACGCGGGCAGGAAGAAGAACAAGAACAAGAGGCGGCCGGUGGAGGAGUUUGAGAUGGAUUUGGAGAGCCAGGACGGCAGCCUGGCAAAGAGCAGUGGCCGGCUGCGGCGCGCCCGCAGCAAGAGGAGGAGCAGGGCCGAGGAAAAGGAGGACAAGCUGCCGUUUUUGCUGCGGGCCGGCAUCAAGGUCGCCAAGGGCAUGUUCAAGUGCAUCAUCUGGGUCCUGACGGCCGUCUUUCGGAUGCUGUUUAGCUGCGUGCGGUCCAAGUACUAG
Molecule: messenger RNA, 1896 nt
Organism: Cordyceps militaris CM01
Lineage: Eukaryota; Fungi; Ascomycota; Sordariomycetes; Hypocreales; Cordycipitaceae
Exons: 1
Coding region: 1-1896 (631 amino acids)
Source: RefSeq, a predicted model, not a curated record